This is a messenger RNA of Microcebus murinus (gray mouse lemur), 4292 nucleotides long. RefSeq names its product gamma-glutamylamine cyclotransferase (gene GGACT). Gene Ontology annotation, cellular component: cytosol. NCBI's taxonomy places the organism in Eukaryota, Metazoa, Chordata, Mammalia, Primates, Cheirogaleidae. Gene Ontology annotation, molecular function: gamma-glutamylaminecyclotransferase activity. The record is from RefSeq and is a predicted model, not a curated record.
CGAUUGCCACGUUGGGUGAAGGGCAGGAAAAACUAGGAACUGGAUGCAAGCCUACACGCUGCUCGUUCCUAGUGAAGGAAAAGUGAUGAUUAUUCAGAAGGCGUCUGUUAAGGGACCUUUGAGCUGAAUGAGGCUAACACUUUUCGGAAAUUCUGUUUUUCGUUUUAGAGACACCUGUCUGUGAGGAGACCAGAAGCUGCAGGAAAAAAAAUAUAUAGAAACUAAUGACAUUUGCGAAUUUAUGAUCUUAGGUUUCUUUGGAGUCAUUAGCGAAACACCUGAAUUCUUUGGGGAACUUUCUCUUACUGCCUUGACUACUAAGUAUGGUUAUCAUUGCUGCUUUACUCUGUUGGCCGCGGGUAGCCACAGUCUCACCUGAAAUCCAACAUAGGUGUUUUUUGAGCACAGCUUCUUGACACCAAGCUUAGGUGAUUAGUAUUGAAGUGAUAAAAAAAUACACUAGAUGUGGAGCCUUUUUUAAAAAAUAGGUUAUUCGUUUUGCUUAGUGUCCCACGGAAAAAUCAUUAAUUAAAAACUAAAGGAUAUCUCCAGAUCAGUUGGAUUGACAUAUACAAAGUGUAGGUCUUGCACGCACACACAACAUCCUUAUAUACAUUUACCUGUAAAGGAAGAUUUUCCUUGGCCCCAUUCAAUUUAUGGAAAUGCUAAUAGGGAGUUAGGGAAAUGCAGUUUGCCCUCAUUUUCCCUCAAAACCUUGCUUUCCUGAAACUAUUCUCAGAAACCCAGUUUUCCUGAAUAAGCAGACCACUCUACCAUAGCAGAGAGCAUUUGUAUGUAUUUUUAAAGCCAAGUUUGCAAAGUUAAUUUAAUUUCUAAUUGGUAGAAUAGACUAGUUGACCUUACUAACCAGGGCCAUAACUAUUAAUACUAGUCCUGGAGAGGGUGGUUAUUCCUGGUGAGCUUGGAUAGUGGGUAGCAAUAAGUAGAAUAGAAGUGUGAUAGAAACCUGUAUAUUUAACUUGUUAAAUUGUCCAUUUUACUCUUUAUUUAAUGUAGUGAGAUCUCUUGAAAGCUCCAUUCAUGUCUGCUCUUAAAGUGGAGUCAUCGGAAGGCUUUGUACCCACUGCCAGCCAGGGCCUUUACUGGGGGUCAGGAGAUCCCGCAGGCUGGCGUGGAGGUGUAGUGCAGCAGUGUUUGAAGAGGGACUGGGAUCAAGGAAAGGUGACAAUAAGGACAAAAUCAAGUGAUCUUAGCAGUCCUCUCUAGAACAUUCUUCAUCUGGGCAAACCUUAAAUAGUAGGGAUUUUACUAAGAGAGCCUCAGUUACAUAUGACAGCUCAGCAUCUUAUCGAACAGGAAUUUGUUAUUCAGUUGAAUAUCUCUGUUGUCAGCAAAACCGCCCAGGGCAGGAUAGCCUUGUUUAGACUGUGAGGACCUGCCCUGGACCUCUGAGCUGUAUAGGCCAAGAUCGCUCCUGGUUAUGUGUUAUGAUACCCCCUCCAAUGGAUUUACAGAAAAGAUCCGGCUGUUGGAAGUCUUGGGUUUGUAUGGCAUUGUGAGAUAAUAGACGUGGUAAACAGCUAAAACGCUAAGAAGAGUGAAGCCAGAGGCAGUGUGCCCUGGGAACCCAGAGGUGAUUACACACCAAAGGCCGUGGGAAAGGCCUGGUUUGGAACAGACUUUAAGCAGAGAGUGAAUUCUUAUAAGCAGAGGAGUGGAAAGUGGGGUUCCUAGUGGCAGACACCAUGAGCAAAGCAGGUCUAAGAACUGGAUAUUUGGGCCACGUAGACUUUCUGGUCUCUGUGUGAGUUGGCACACUUUUCCCUGUGUCCUAUGGAAAGAUUUUGAAGCUUCUAAGACUCACUGUGGUGCUGGAUUCCAAGGCAAUACAUUUCUGAAAAAACAAGCUUACAGUUUUACAUGGCAUGGGAGCUUUCAGAAUGAAGACUCAAAGACACGGGGCGGACUGUCCACAUUUAUGCUGAAGUUUGGUGAAGCGGAACAGCCAUGUGAAAAAUGUGAUAGACAAAAAGGCCUGAACACUGCCCGACUGUGAGCUCUGGUUGGAUGGGAACCGCGCUGUCCUCGUUUCCGUUCCGCCACAGUGCCUUCCGCGUCGUGGCACCCGGGACAGGUCUCUUCCUGCAGGAUCUGUGUGUGCUGUUCAAAACACAAUCAGAAAGCCGCUCCGUCCCAAUGGCCCACGUCUUCCUGUACGGCACCCUGAAGCGCGGCCAGCCCAACCACAAGGUCAUGCUGGAUGGCGCCAACGGCUCCGCGGCCUUCUGCGCCCGCGGCCGCACGCUGCAGCCCUACCCGCUGGUCAUCGCCGGCCAGUACAACAUCCCGCGGCUGCUGAACCUGCCCGGCACGGGCCGCUGCGUGGAGGGCGAGAUCUACACGGUCGACGAGCAGAUGCUGCGCUUUCUUGACGACUUCGAAGGCUGCCCCGACGUGUACCAGCGCACCACGGUGGCGGUGCGGGUGCUCAGGGACCUGGGUGAGGGCAGACCCGAGGACACGCUGGCGGCUGACUCCACGGUGCAGUGCUUCGUGUACAGCACGGCCACCCACCCGCCCGAGUGGGUCCACCUCCCGUUCCACGACUGCUACGACUCCGAGGGGCAGCACGGGCUGCGCUACACCCCCCGGGAGGACAGAUGAGGAGGGCAGGGGCGCUGCUGCCAGGGCACGGCCUGGGGCGUGGGUUAGCGCAGUGUGCGCGCACUCAGUGCAAGAGCACAGCCGCGCCUUUCGGCAGAGUCUUUGUGAAUAACUCGAUCUGUGGGAAAAGCAAACAAUCUCUUUCAAUGGCAGCUGAUUUUACAAAUUUUGACAUACUUGCAAUCGUCUUCCCAAAUCUUUCUUUCCAACACUACUACAUUGCUUGCUGCUUAAAGAGCAUCAUGGGCUUCAAUGUACUAGGUAAGAAAAAUUUAGGAUUUUGAUUCCCCUAAAUGGCAUUUGGAGAACUCAUGUUAUCAUACUUUUCUUUCUUCUUCUUCCCCUCCUCUCCCUCCUUUUUGCUUUGCUUUAAUCUGAAGGUAACAUUUAAAAUGAAUGCGAAGACUUUGUGUGGUGGCCAGAUGUCAGCAGCCCUACUCUAUUGAUUCUGUUCUGUAGCACCUAGGAAAAAAAUUUUUUUAAAUAAAAGCUGAUUUUAGGUUGUUCAACUUAAUAAAAAAGAUCCUCAAGGAAAACAUGCAGUUUGGGAGCAUAUAUAGUUAUUCUUCUUCAAUUUUAAAUCAAGCUUACAUAGAAACUAUUGAAGAUGAUCAUUUAAAAUUAGAUGUUUUAGGAAACAAAAUAUUAAAAUGGUGGUAUGUUUGGCCCCUUUUAUUUUUUUGGCAUACUUACUUGGUAGAAGGUUCUUUUCACUUUAAUCCAGCAAAAUAACGAACACCCACUUGCUGGCAGACACAGCUGAGCACCCGGACUUCAAAUGGAAGUUUAUCCGAGUCCAGAUCUCAGCAGCCAGGCCCGUCACUGCCUCCUGAGGGAGCAGCAUUUUGGGGGUGGCCUUUCAGAGGAGAACCAACACAUUAGUAAUUUGUUCUUCAGGCCUGACAGCAGCUUAGCUUCCGAAUACAAACAGCACUUAAAAUAAUUUUAGCAAGGCACGAAGUACCAAUUACUACCCACCUCCAUCUGAUAAUUUGUCAGCAUAGACUCAAAUCGGCGCACGACUCUUUGCUUCUGCUCACCAGUAAAGUAUGAAAUGUAUUCCAAGAAUUUCAGAACCAACUGAAAAUGCAGCUGCUGAUCCUUAGCAACCUCAUUCUCCGUUGGGAGAUCUCACUUACGCUUCAACUUAAUGGUAGACUGUGAUCGCUAACUGCAUCUGGCACAAAAACAUGAUCAUUAUUUUUAGCCUCUUUUUCUUAAUUGGAAACUUGCUUCACAGAAACACAAAAAGGCGAGGAUAACUACCAGCUGAUGAGCCUGUGGCAGCCGCACCCACUACGGCUGUGAGUGGGGCAGCCCCGAGGCCUGUGGCAGUGGGGACAGGACGGCAGCCUGCUUUUCCUCAGCAGAGUGGCCGGACCCCAUGUCAGCCAGCAAGCUCGGAGGUGGCCUCCUGAGGGGACAGCCUCAAUGCUACACCCACGUGGAGCCACAGCGGGAAGGGGACUGGCAAAAUCAGCAUCCAGGCUCUCUGGUCCUUAGGAAGUUACAAAUAAUCACCAAUAGGACUUAGGUUCUCAGCUGCAGAGUAAGGGAAUCAGAUUAUAAAAUGGUGAGUGCUAAUUUGGUAAAAAACUAAAGGCAGAGAACUGGAAUUCAUAUAAACUUUUUGAAAGGAUCACAAAGAAAUGCUAGUAUUUACAGUC